Tympanuchus pallidicinctus (lesser prairie-chicken) is the source of this 5543-nucleotide messenger RNA. RefSeq names its product remodeling and spacing factor 1 (gene RSF1). Lineage: Eukaryota; Metazoa; Chordata; Aves; Galliformes; Phasianidae. The record is from RefSeq and is a predicted model, not a curated record. Gene Ontology annotation, cellular component: RSF complex. The transcript is spliced from 16 exons. The coding region runs from base 39 to 4307 and encodes 1422 amino acids. Gene Ontology annotation, biological process: regulation of DNA-templated transcription.
GCCCCCUCCUCAGCUCCUUCUCCAUCCCCGGGUCCAAGAUGGCGGCGGCGGCUCCUCCGGCUCCAUCGCCGCCUCCCCCUCCUCCCGCCGGCCCGUGCUGCCCGGGCUCUUGGCCUAACUUCGCCGUCGUUUGCUCUUUCCUCGAACGCUACGGUGCUUUGCUGGAUCUCCCCGAGCUGCCUUUCCCCGAUCUGGAGCGCGUCCUACAGCCUCCACAGGAACCUGGAGACCAGGUUCCAAAAGAAUUGGUGGAGCUUCACUUGAAACUGAUGAGAAAGAUUGGGAAGUCUGUCACAGCAGACAGAUGGGAAAAAUAUUUGAUCAAGAUCUGCCAAGAAUUCAACAGCACUUGGGCUUGGGAGAUGGAAAAAAAAGGAUACCUAGAAAUGAGCGUCGAAUGCAAACUGGGGAUUCUGAAGUAUCUCUGUGAAUGUCAAUUUGAUGACAAUCUGAAGUUUAAAAAUAUAAUUAAUGAGGAGGAUGCUGAUGCCAUGCGCCUUCAGCCUAUUGGUCGAGACAAGGAUGGACUGAUGUAUUGGUAUCAGCUGGACCAGGAGCAUAAUGUCAGGAUGUACAUAGAAGAACAGGAUGACCAGGAUGGAUCCACAUGGAAGUGCAUUGUUAGAAACAGAAAUGAGCUUGCCGAGACCCUUGAGCUCCUGAAAGCACAAAUUGAUCCUGCCCUGCUGAAAAACAAUUCUCAGCAGGAGAAUUCAUCACGUGAAAGCCCAAGUAUAGAAGAUGAAGACACCAAAAAGGGUGAAGAAGCAUCUACACAAGAAAACCAAUUAAAAAUCAAAGAAGAAAAAGACGAGGUAGAGGAACAGUCAAAGGAAUUGGAAAGUCUUCCACUUCCUGUGGUCAAAGAGGAUGAAAACAUGAUGAAAAUAGAGAAGGCUGAAGAAAAAGAAAUUAUAAAAUUGCCAGUAAUAGUAAAAUUAGAGAAGCCUUCGGAAUACAACGAAGAGAAACAAACUGUCAAAGAAGAAAGUGACUCCUUUAAAGAAAAUGUCAAGCCUGUUAAAGCAGAGGUGAAGGAAAACAAAAUAGAACCAAAAGACCUAAAGGAAGUAAAAAGUUCUACUGACAAAAUAGCAGUUCAUGAGCCCGAGAGGUUAGAAUUUUGUGUUAAUGUCAAAACUCCCCAGGAAAUUGUGGAGAAAUCUGUAGAAGAAAGCGAGAAACUUAAAAAUGACCAGCAGGCAAAAAUACCCCUUAAAAAGCGAGAGAUCAAGCUGACAGAUGACUAUGACAGUCCUAUAAAGGGGUCCCUGUGUAAAUGUGUGACUCCAACGAAGGAUGUCUUGAAGGAAGAGGGGAAACCAGAAGAAGAAACUUUUAAGAGAGUCCCUACAAUUACUGCUUUAUGUCCCGAUGGGAAAGUGCUGGUAAAUGGAGAGGUUAGCAGUGAAAAAAUAACCCCAAGUGUCAUACAAAAUAAUAGGUCUGAGCACUCGGUUGGUACAAAGGAAGACAGCAGCUCAUUAAAAGAGAAAAACGGUAAAAGUGGGGAAAAGGUAUCAGACCCCCUAAAUUCUGUUAGUAAAAUUAUAAAAGCAUGUGAGGUUGAGAAAAAUGCAGUAACUGUGGUGAAAGAGCUAGGAGCUGUGGUCUCUGAGGUUUCAAAUCAGAAAGUGCCUUUAAAGGAGGAAUCUAGUCCCGUGGAGAAAGAGAACCUUGACAGUCCAGCUACUGAGAUGGUAGUGGAAGAAUCUUCAAACUCUGAAGACUGUGCCAAAAAAUCCGAAGAGAAACUAGCCACCAUAAUCCAAAAGGACAGACUGCCACCCAAAGAAUGUUUAGAGAAGCUGGAGAAGCCCACAGAUGCAUCUGCUCCUGCAGAACUGCCCAAGCCUGCGCCGUCUGAGGAAGAAACCUUGGAAAGCAGAAGCGAGCCUGAGGAGAAACCUGAUUCUCCCAAAGCUGCUGAGACACCUCCUCCAUCUUCUUCUCCUUUGACUUUAGAGAAGCCUGUUUUGGAAGGGGAGGGCUCUGAUGCUAAACCUGCUCUCCUUGAGGAGAGCCAAGGAGAAGAAAAAUCCAGCCCUGAAAAACCAGAGGAAGAGCCUGAAGCUGCCAAGCCAGAGCCAGAGGGAUUAGACGAUGCCCAUGCGUCCAACCUAGAGAACUCCUCCGAGAGUAAAAAGGAUUCCCCAACACCUAAAAGCAAAUUUAAGUAUAAACUAGUUUCUGAAGAAGAAAGCUGCACAACAGAUAAUAAAGAAAUAACUUCUGAAAGACAGAAAGAAGGGAUUAAAUUAACUAUCAGGAUCUCCAGUAGGAAGAGAAAGGCAGAAACACCGCCAGAAGACGUCACUGCUGGCCGCACGUUAAGGAGAUCCCCAAGGAUAUCUAAGCCUACUCCGAAAGUUGCGGAGACUCGGGAUCAGAAAUCUGACAAAAAACGAUCUGAAGAGGAAGAGGAGAAACCUGCACAUAAGCAGGAAAGAAAAGAAGAUGCAAAAAAACAGGAGAAGGAGUCAAAUUCUAAGGUUAACAAGAGGAGCAAAGUUCGGUGGACAGGUACACGAACACGUGGCAGGUGGAAAUACUCAAGCAAUGAAGAAAGUGAAGGCUCAGAGAGUGAAAAAAACUCUGAUGAUGAGGAAGAAGAGGAAGAAGAGGAGGAAGAAGAAGCUGCACCUGCUGACGAUGAUGAACCGUGCAAGAAGUGUGGCCUUCCCAACCACCCUGAGCUGAUUUUGUUAUGUGACUCCUGUGACAGUGGAUACCAUACAGCUUGCCUUCGCCCUCCUUUGAUGAUAAUCCCUGAUGGAGAAUGGUUCUGCCCACCUUGCCAGCACAAAUUACUCUGUGAGAAAUUAGAAGAACAGUUACAAGAUCUGGACGUCGUCUUAAAAAAGAAGGAGCGUGCAGAACGCAGAAAAGAGCGACUGGUGUACGUGGGUAUCAGCAUUGAGAACAUCAUUCCCCCACAGGAGCCAGAAAUCCCUGAAGGUCAAGAAGAAAAAAAGAAAGAUUCCAAAAAGCACAAAUCAAAGCUGCUUGAAAGGAGGUCUACCAGAACCCGGAAAUGCAUAAGCUACAGGUUUGAUGAAUUUGAUGAGGCAAUUGACGAGGCAAUUGAAGAUGACAUCAAGGAAGCUGAUGGAGGAGGCAUUGGCAGAGGCAAAGACAUGUCUAACAUCACAGGACAUCGUGGAAAAGACAUUUCUACAAUCCUAGAGGAAGAAAGGAAAGAAAACAAGCGACCCCAAAGGGCUGCUGCAGCACGGCGCAAGAAACGACGGCGACUAAACGACCUGGAUAGUGACAGUAACCUGGACGAGGAAGAGAGCGAGGAUGAGUUUAAGAUCAGUGAUGGAUCUCAGGAUGAGUUUGUUAUCUCAGAGGAAAACCUGGACGAAAGUGAAGAUGAUCCACCGUCAAACGAAGACAGCGAUUCCGAGUUCUGUGCCCGCAUCUCCAGGAGACAUCUCUCCAGGCCCAUGAGGCAAAGCAGGCGGUUACGAAGGAAAACAGCCAAGAAAAAAUAUUCUGAAGAUGAUGAAGAUGAAGAUUCCGAGGACAAUUCAAGCAGAGAAUCUGAGAGUGGUGAUUACACGGAUUACAGUGAUGAUGAUUACCUGGAAACCAGGAGGAGAAGAUCAAGAAGGAAUCAGAAGAGGCAAGUCAACUACAAGGAGGAUUCAGAAAGUGAUGGCUCUCAGAAAAGUGUCCGAUAUGGCAAGGAGUUGAGAAGAGUUCAUAAACGCAGGCUCUCCACUUCAGAUAGUGAAGAGAGCUACGCGUCCAAGAACUCCGAAGAUGACGAUUCCACAAAGGAGUCGAAGCGACGGAUUCGAAAGCGUCGGCGAAGUACGGAUGACUACUCUGAGGAAGGAGAGGAUGAGGAAGAUGAAGAGAGGCCUGUCCGCAAGCGGCUCAAUAGAAUUGAAACAGACGAUGAAGAUAACUGCGAAAAUGCAAACGAUGAGGCAGAAAACCCUGCAAAUAAGCUGCCGGCACCACAGGCUCCUCAAGACAACACCAAGAAGCACUGCUACCGGAUAGAAAGUGACGACGAAGAUGACUUUGAUAACGUGGGGAAAGUAGAGAGCCCUUUGGACUACAGCCUGGUGGACUUGCCUUCCACCAACGGACAGAGCCCAGGUAAAACCAUUGAGAACUUGAUUGGCAAACCUAGUGAGAAGACCCAAGCCCCCAAGGACAGCACAGCCAGUGCCAGCCUGGCGCCCAACGGGACGGGGAGCGGGCAGGAAGUGGUAGGGCCAGAGGAAGAUGAAGAUGAACUUUUGAGAGUGACUGACCUUGUUGAUUACGUCUGUAACAGUGAACAGUUAUAAGACUUCCAUUUUUGUGCUAAUUUAUUCCACGGUAGCUCAUACCAGCGGGCCAGUUAUUAAAAGCUGUUUUAUUUUUCCUAGAAAAUUCUCCACUACAGUAUCACUUUUUAGAAGCAAGAAUUUCACCAGUCCUGCAGUCUUUCUGUGAAGUGACCAGUUUUGAACUUUGAAGAAGAAUUGCUGUAAAUUCCCUCUCUUACCCCCCUUUCUCCUUCCGAGUCCAUGGUCCUGGGUAAUUUCACUCACAAAUACCUUAUCACAACAAGAGAUUUGUAUAUUUUUGGCUUUAUAUUUCCUGAGUGCAUACAAAUUUGUGGAAAUGGGUGGCCUAAGAAAGCAUUCCAAAUCGGUCAGGGCCCAAACCGAAAUUGGGGUGGGUUUGGCUCAAGGGGUGGGCGGGGUGCAGAAGCACUUGUGCUUUAGCUUUUUCAUAUGAGAUAUAUAUUAUAUUUAAAUGUUCACAACUUAGAUUACAACUUAACAGACAGUCUCAAAUUUAACGUCUGUACUGUCGCAUUUUGUGAGUUGUAGGUUAACAUGCCAUAGCUCAUUAGUAAUCACCUUCAUGGAAGCAGUUUGAUUUUAAUACAGGAGGCAAACAGAAUUACUAGAGGCCGAGAAGGUACCAUAAACAAGAACUCUACUAUCCAUUAUGACUUGCAGACUUUCCUAAUAAACAUCCUUUAAAGUGUUUGUACAGUAAAGUGUACUGUAAUGAAGUUUUUGACAGUUGAAACACGCUAGCAAUGAAUUUGCAAAGCUAUUCCCAUGCGUAGUUCAUCAGCUGGUCUUCUGUGCACGGUGUCCAGUGGGAGGACGCAGCGAGGCGAAGCUGGUCUGUAAGCAGGAUGGCAUCUUGGCGUGCUGUAAACUUUUACAGACAAAAGAAUCCUGCAGCAGCUGCCUGGCCACUUGGGUUUCACCUUCCGUUGGAGCAUUCGGAAUGGAACGUGUCUGUACAAACUGCACUGACCACAGAAUUGCAGCGCUUCAGAGGAUGGAGGGAUUUUCCAAUAAACCGUGACUGGUCCAUUCAUGUCCUUAGUAUCUACUUCAAAUUGAAGUAAACAAAUGGAACAGUUUUCCUUUUGGAGGUUUUCUGUUUGGGGUUUGUGUGUGUUUUUGUUUUGAUUUUAGUUAUCUGCCUGGAUGUAUUAGCAGGUUUUGAAUGUAGUGUUGGCCUUUGGCCAUUAGAAUUUUCUUAAAAUACAUUUUAAUAAUUGUCAUGUGACCAAA